GAUAUUUUGUCACUAUGGUUACAGGCAGCAGAUCCUGAUUGCUGUAUGUCAUGCGGCUCUAAUCGAGAACGGUUUACUGUGCUGGUGUCAGGACCGCCCUUAUGGUACGGAUAAGACUCAAGUCUUCUGGAUCCAUGUGACUUGCAGCAGAGGGAAAACACACUCCAUCUGUGAAGGUAGUGGUUCCAAAAAUAUGAAGAUGGCUUCUGCAGUGCCUGUGAUCGUCUUCACCUCCCCCAACAAUGAUUCUAACAAGACCACCUGUGACACCCUGUACGCCCACCGGGACUACGCCAGGGUCCUCAUUCCUCUGUUCUACUGCGUGGUGUUCCUGGUGGGGCUCCUCGGGAACAGCCUCGCCUUCCAUGUCAUCCGUCCCAAUAUGAAGAAGAUGAACUCCACCACCUUGUACUCUCUCAACCUGGUUGUCUCCGACAUCCUCUUCUCCCUGUCCCUCCCCCUGAGGGUAGUCUACUACGGCCUGGGCUUCCACUGGCCUCUGGGCGAGACCAUGUGCAAGAUCUCAGGAUUCAUCUUCUACAUCAACACCUACUCCGGGGUGAACUUCAUGACCUGCCUCAGCGUGGACCGCUUCAUCGCCGUGGUCCUGCCUCUGCGGUUUGCGCGGCUCAGGAAGGUCAGCAACGUGCGCUACAUCUGCGUGGGCGUGUGGCUGCUCGUCCUGGCGCAGACCCUCCCCCUGUUUGGAAUGCAAAUGACCAACUUGGAGCCCGACGGCUACAUCACCUGCAUGGAGUACCCCAACUUUGAGAAGGUCGACAACGUCGCCACCAUACUUAUCGGCGCCGUCUUCCUGGGCUACGUCAUACCCCUGGUCACCAUCCUCGUGUGCUACUCCGUCCUGUGCUCCAAACUCCACUUCUCGGCCAAGAGCAACCAUCUGACGGAAAAGUCGGGCCGGAGCCGCAAGGCCAUCGGCGUGAUCUGCUGCGUGUCCCUGGUGUUCAUCGUCUGCUUCAGCCCCUACCACAUCGACAUCCUGCAGUACAUGAUCCGCAAGCUGGUGUCGAGCCCCGACUGCGUGGAGUUUACGGCCUUCCAGGUGUCGCUGCACGUCACCGUGUGCCUGAUGAACCUCAACUCCUGUCUGGAUCCCUUCAUCUACUUCUUCGCCUGCAAGGGCUACAAGAGGAAACUCCGGAAGCUGCUGAAGCUGCACGUCAGCAUGUCCUUCUCCAGCGCUGUGAGGACGUCACCCGAAGGCUCCUCCAAGGACGUCCUCGAUGGCAACAAGAUCCAACUCAACAGCUGUACAGUGGGCUCCCCCAUCGAGAGGCUCACAGAGAGGAGGUAUCACCAGGGCGAGUAGAUGGAGCAACCGAGGCACCAAGAGCUGCACAAGAGGCGAGGACCUUUUAAGCUUGAGGCCCGCUUUAAUCAAGGCAAGUCAAACCGUGUCUUGAUUGUCCUUGAACAUUGGAGUGAACUCCCCUGUAAUUUCAGGACUUACGCCAUCUGGAUCCGAGAGAAAUCUAGCUGUUAACAUAAGGACAGUUUGUGCCUCAACAGAGCGACAGAAUGAAAAUCCAGCACUUCCCUUGUUUACAUAUUUAGUUAUUAGUUUUAGUGAAUAUCUCAGGGAAGCAGAGAUCAAGGCAGCGAUGGAACAAAAAAUGACUGAAUCCAAAACGUAAAUGGGAGCGUUUCCUGAGAUGGACGGUCAGUUAAGCAAGUCUUGUUUAAAUUCCUAUGCACCGGAAAAGCUCAAGUACAGUGUGUAAAGAGUGAAGUGAAUGAAUGAAAAUCGAAGGUGUAAUAUUGACAAUAACCUCACAUCUGGUCCCAUACUCAAAGCGUUACUUUUAAGAACUUACGGUAGAGGCCAACACCAGCUUCAAGACAAAAUCACACCCACAACCUCAGUUCUUAUUUUCCGCACAGUGUAAUACCUCAAAAAAGUGUACACUUAUUAUUUCAACAGCCUGCCGACUGAAUUGACCCUAAUUAAUGGGAAAGCACAAUAGAUUUGUCCGUUUUAGUGUUCAUUUUCUUGUUGUAAAAGUUGGUUUGGUCUGUGAUAUCAUUUCAUUUAGUAAAUGUCUUUUUCUUGUGAACAUACUGUAGUUAUGUUUACAUGCAGUGCUAUUCUCCACAAUGUAAAGUGUUUAUUUCCCGAGUUCCACCAAAUGUGCAUAAUAUUUCUCAUUAAACAUUGGCUGAGCUAAUUCUUU
Molecule: messenger RNA, 2192 nt
Organism: Pungitius pungitius (ninespine stickleback)
Lineage: Eukaryota; Metazoa; Chordata; Actinopteri; Perciformes; Gasterosteidae
Gene: gpr183a
Product: G protein-coupled receptor 183a
Exons: 2
Coding region: 194-1330 (378 amino acids)
Biological process (GO): G protein-coupled receptor signaling pathway
Cellular component (GO): membrane
Molecular function (GO): oxysterol binding; G protein-coupled receptor activity
Source: RefSeq, a predicted model, not a curated record